AUGUCGGGCGCCAACGCCACAGGCCGUCGCAAGCCAUUGGACACCCGCAUCCCCACCCUCAUCGCAAAGUGAGCGUCCGCACCCCACGCUCCAACCUUGCCCCUCUGAUCCUUACUAACCCGCUCCCUUCCAUCCCCAAAGCUCACUUCAAACCUCGCACCGCUCCUUCUUCCUCUUGCUCGGUGAUCGCGCAAAGGCCCAUGCCCAGAUCGUGAACUUGCACUUUCUGCUCGGCCAAUCCAUCGCCGGACUGGCCAACCCUACCGAUGGUCAGUCAUCCCCGCUCUCGUCCCGUUCAGAGAAGACAAGAUCCUGACUUCCGCCCACCUCGGACGUCCCCCACAGCCCAAAAGAAGAACCCUUGUCCGAACGUGCUAUGGUGCUACAAGAAGGAACUCGGUUUCACCUCGAACCGUAAGAAGCGCGAAGGCAAGAUCAAGCGCGACGUCAAGCGCAACCAACGCGACGUCGGCGAGAUGGACCCCUUUGAACUCUUUGUCAGCGUCACCGACGUGCGCUACACCUACUACAAGGACACCCACAAGAUCCUUGGUCAGACCUUCUCGAUGUUGAUCUUGCAGGAUUUCGAAGCGAUUACCCCGAAUUUGUUGGCGAGGACGAUCGAGACCGUGCAGGGGGGAGGGAUCGUCGUCUGUCUUUUGCAAGGCAUGAAGAGUCUCAGGGGCUUGUACAGCAUGACCAUGGUCAGUCCAACUGUACCGAGCACCGGCUCCGAAUCUCCUGCUCAUCAACCACGUUCCCUCCCCACAGGACGUACACUCUCGCUAUCGAUCAUCGACCUCGACCGCAGCACCCGUCGCUCGCUUCAACGAACGGUUCCUACUCUCGCUCGGCGCCAACCCGGCCUGCCUCGUCGUCGACGACGAACUCAACGUUCUGCCCAUCUCAGCGGGCAAGGACAUCGUCGCGAUCGACCCCGACUUCGGCGUCGGAGUUGGUCGCUCGGCCGGCAAGGGGAAACGAAAGGAAGCCCCUGGCGAAGCGGAAUUGCAGGCGCUCAAGGAAGGACUCAGCGAUACCAAGGGCAUUGGCGAGAUCAUCGCCCAAGCGCGUACCCUCGACCAGGCCAAGGCGAUCUUGACCUUCACCGAUGCCAUCACCUCCAAGACCUUGUCCCAGACCGUCUCCUUGACCGCCGCCCGUGGUCGAGGUAAAUCCGCCGCUUUGGGUUUGUCGAUAUCGCUCGCCAUCUUACAUGGUUAUUCGAACGUCUUUGUCACCUCGCCCAGUCCCGAGAACUUGAAGACCUUGUUCGAAUUCAUCUUCAAGGGCUUCGAUCAGCUUGGGUGGGAGGAGCACCUCGAUUACGACAUCGUUCAGAGCACGAACCCGGAAUGGAAGGGCGCCGUCGUUCGGGUCAACAUCUUCCGACAGCACCGACAAACGAUUCAGUACAUCCAGCCGCAAGAUUUCCACGUCCUUGGCCAAGCUGAACUCGUCGUCAUUGAUGAGGCCGCGGCCAUCCCUUUGCCCUUGGUGCGAUCCCUCUUGGGGCCCUACCUCGUGUUCAUGGCUUCAACCAUCAACGGUUACGAAGGCACAGGCCGAUCGCUCUCGCUCAAGCUGUUGCAACAGUUGCGUGAAAUGUCGCGACCAUCAUCGGCGAUGUCCGCGCCCAGCUCAACCAACGGAGGCAACACCGACGACAAGGCGAGCGGGUCGACGCCUUUAGCGACCGCUCGAACGUUGAAGGAGAUCAAGCUCGAGACGCCGAUUCGUUACGGUCCCGACGACUCGAUCGAGAAAUGGCUCAACGGCCUCUUGUGCCUCGACGCAACGAUCUCGACCAGUCUCAAAAAGACGCUGCAAGGAUGCCCCCAUCCUUCGACAUGCGAAUUGUUCUACGUCAACCGCGACACCUUGUUCUCGUUCCACCCUGCUUCCGAGGUCUUCCUACAGAGGAUGAUGUCACUCUACGUCGCGUCGCAUUACAAGAACUCGCCCAACGACUUGCAACUCAUGUCCGAUGCACCGGGUCAUCACCUCUUUGUGCUGUUGCCGCCUUUGAAAGAAGGGGACAACACGCUCCCCGACCCUUUGGUCGUGAUGCAAGUCGCGUUGGAAGGCAACAUCUCCAAGCAGAGCGUGCUGGAUAACCUCAGUCGAGGCAAGAUGGCCGGAGGGGAUUUGAUCCCUUGGACCAUCUCGCAGCAGUACCAAGACGAUGACUUCGCUUCCAUGUCCGGAGCGCGGAUCGUGCGCGUUGCUGUCCACCCUGACUAUGCCAAGAUGGGGUACGGGUCAAGGGCGCUGCAGGCGUUGAAUUCGUUCUAUAGUGGCGAGUUGCUCAAUUUGGAUGAGGUUGUCAAGGAGAUGGAUUUAGAGACGUUCGAGGAUGUGGCCAAGGUUGACGAGGUAAGCUGGUCAGGCGGGAUACAGACUCUCCGGCACGGGCUGAUGGACUGAUGUGUUGCCAUGGCUCCACUUCACAGGAUGCGACUCUCCAAACGGACCAAAUUGCCAUCCGUGACGCGAGCAAGAUGCCACCCCUCUUACAACGUCUCUCGGAGCGUCAACCAGAGAACCUCGACUACCUCGGCGUAUCGUACGGUCUCACCACGCUUCUGUUCAAGUUUUGGAAACGGGCUGGUUUCUCCCCCUUGUACAUCCGGCAAACGCAAAACGACUUGACGGGCGAACAUUCUUGCGUCAUGUUGCGUGGGUUGAACAAGAAUCGUCAAGAAGUUGGGAGGUGGUUGGGUGCGUUCUCGUUGGAUUUCAGGAAGAGGUUCAUCGCGCUCCUUUCGUACAAGUUUAGGGAGUUCUCGACCGUUAGCGCUUUGAGUGUUCUUGAAGCGGCGAACCAGGGUAUUUACACCUCGACGACAGAAGAAGAUGAAGAAAGGCGUGUCGGCGGAGACGUCCUCGUCGGUUCGGAAGUCAAGUCCUUCUUCUCGCCCUUCGAUCUGAAGCGCUUGGAUUCGUACGCUCAAAACAUGCUCGACUACCACGUCAUCCUCGACCUACUUCCCACCUUGGCCGGAUUGUACUUCUCCAAACGGUUCCCCGAAGACGUCCAACUCUCAGGCCUUCAAGCCUCGAUCCUGCUCGCCUUGGGUCUUCAACGCAAGUCCGUCGAAGACGUCGAAAAGGAAACCGAGCACCAAGUCGCCGUUGCGCAAUGCCUUGCCCUAUUCUCCAAAACGAUCCGCAAGUUGACCAAAUCUCUACAAACUCUACAAAAGGAGGACGUCGCAAAAUUCGUUCCGGACGCUUCGUUGGGGAUGGAUAAGAAAACCCAGGCGUUCGUAAACCAACCCUCGGGUGCGUCGACGGCGGUCGUGAAGGGUGGUGUGCAGGGUUUGGAGGAGGAGUUGGAUCAGGAGGGAAGGGAGGUGUUGAAGGCUUUGAAGGAGAGUCAGAGGGAGGUGAUUGAUUCGUUGGAUUUGAAGCAGUGAGUCAGUCUUUCGUCCUCGUUGCGCGAUGGGGAUGCCGAAGGGGAACGCCCCGUAGCUGACGACCAUGUAUUUCAGGUACUCGAUCGCCGGGACCGAAGACGAAUGGGCGCAAGCGCAGGCCCAACUCGCAAAAGGAAGUGGGGUAAUCAGUAUCAAGAACCCGGAAUCGACCAAAGGGUUGAAGAGGAAAUUGGGAGGGGAGGAGUCGAAGAAGGAGGAAGGGGGGAAAAAGCACAAGAAGGAUAAGAAACAUAAAGAAGGGAAGAAGGGGAAGAAAUGA
Messenger RNA from Microbotryum saponariae, 3699 nucleotides. The record is from the annotation of a GenBank genome assembly. Lineage: Eukaryota; Fungi; Basidiomycota; Microbotryomycetes; Microbotryales; Microbotryaceae.